AUGGACGCUCGCCGCGUGCGGAAAAAGGAUCUCAGAGUAAAGAAGAACUUCAAGAAAUUCAGAUAUAUGAAGUUGAUUUCCAUGGAAACCCCGUCAUCCUCUGAUGACAGUUGUGACAGCUUUGCUUCUGAUAAUUUUGCAAACACGAAACCUAAAUUCAGGUCAGAUAUCAGUGAAGAACUGGCAAGUGUUUUUUUUGAGGACUCUGAUAAUGAAUCUUUCUGCGGCUUUUCAGAAAGUGAGGUGCAAGAUGUGUUAAACCAUUGUGGAUUUUUACAGAAACCAAGGCCAGAUGUCACUAACGAACUGGCCAGUAUUUUUCAUGCCGACUCUGAUGAUGAAUCCUUUUGCGGUUUCUCAGACAGUGAGAUACAGAAUGGAAUGAGACAGUCAAACCAUGAAGGCUGCAGGACCCGCAGCCAGUGCAGACGCUCUGGACCUCUCAGGGUGGCGAUGAAGUUUCCAGCACGAAAUACCAGGGGAGCAGCCAACCAAAAAGCAGCACCCCUCCAACCCUCAGAAAAUUCUGUGACUGAUUCCAGCUCUGAUUCAGAAGAUGAAAGCGGCAUGAAUUUCCUGGAGAAAAGGGCUUUAAAUAUAAAGCAAAACAAAGCAAUGCUUGCAAAACUCAUGUCAGAAUUAGAAAGCUUCCCUGGCUCAUUCCCUGGAAGACGUUCCCUCCCAGGCUGCAGCUCACAAUCAAAGACACCUCGAAGACGUACAUUCCCACGUGUUGCUUCCCAAAGAAACCCUGAGCGGAGAGCUCGACCUCUGACCAGGUCAAGGUCCCGGAUCCUUGGGUCCCUUGGUGCUCUACCCAUGGAAGAAGAGGAGGAGGAGGAGGAAGAAGAUAAGUACAUGCUGGUGAGAAAGAGGAAGGCUGUGGACGGCUACAUGAAUGCAGAUGAUAUGCCCAGAAGUCGCCGCCCUGGAUCCAUAACCCUUCCACAUGUAAUUCGCCCAGUGGAAGAAAUUACAGAGGAAGAGUUGGAGAACGUCUGCAGCAACUCUCGAGAGAAGAUCUAUAACCGUUCUCUGGGAUCUACCUGUCAUCAGUGCCGCCAGAAAACUAUUGAUACAAAAACAAACUGCAGAAACCCAGACUGCUGGGGCGUUCGAGGCCAGUUCUGCGGUCCCUGCCUUCGAAACCGUUAUGGUGAAGAGGUCAAGGACGCCCUGCUGGACCCGAACUGGCAUUGCCCACCUUGUCGAGGAAUCUGCAACUGCAGUUUCUGCCGGCAGCGAGAUGGACGGUGUGCCACUGGGGUCCUUGUGUAUUUAGCCAAAUAUCAUGGCUUUGGGAAUGUGCAUGCUUACUUGAAAAGUCUGAAACAGGAAUUUGAAAUGCAAGCAUAA
This is a messenger RNA of Cynocephalus volans (Philippine flying lemur), 1356 nucleotides long. It is a transcript of the gene CDCA7, whose product is annotated as cell division cycle associated 7. The coding region runs from base 1 to 1356 and encodes 451 amino acids. The record is from RefSeq and is a predicted model, not a curated record. Gene Ontology annotation, biological process: regulation of DNA-templated transcription. NCBI's taxonomy places the organism in Eukaryota, Metazoa, Chordata, Mammalia, Dermoptera, Cynocephalidae. The transcript is spliced from 10 exons. Gene Ontology annotation, cellular component: nucleus.